Colletotrichum destructivum is the source of this 1446-nucleotide messenger RNA. RefSeq names its product Putative cytochrome P450. The transcript is spliced from 4 exons. The coding region runs from base 1 to 1446 and encodes 481 amino acids. The record is from RefSeq and is a predicted model, not a curated record. Gene Ontology annotation, molecular function: heme binding; iron ion binding; monooxygenase activity. NCBI's taxonomy places the organism in Eukaryota, Fungi, Ascomycota, Sordariomycetes, Glomerellales, Glomerellaceae.
AUGGUCGUUGCUGCUGGGAUGGUCGGGUUCGUUGCCUGUCUGAAUCUUUUGGUCAGUGGCUUCGGGUCGCCCUUGAAGCAUGUGCCUGGCCCUUGGCACACCCGGUUCUCCCGCCUAAGACUCAAGGCCGCCCGUCUGACUGGAAGACGCCUGCACUACGUCCACAGUCUCCAUGAGAAGUAUGGCAGUAUCGUCAGAGUAGCUCCAAAUGAGAUAUCCUGCGUCGAUCUCCAGUCUGUCGCCCGAGUCUACAAGAUUGGCGGCGGAUUCGAAAAGGCGCAAUGGGUGGGCGAUUAUACGAAGCGGCUUCCGGCACUGUCACUAUCCAUGAUUGUGGACAGCGACGAGGCUAAAGAGCGACGAAAACUCAUUCAGGGCUCGUUUACCCUCUCUUCCCUCCGCAACAACUGGGAGGCAGAGAUACGGCAGAAGAUUGAGCUUGCCGUUGCGAAAAUCAGGAGUGAGGCGAUGGCGGACUCUUCCAACACUCACAAGUGGUGGACUUUUAUGGCGGCCGAUAUCAUAAGCAAGAUGUCCUUUGGCGAGUCACUAGGACUGAUGGAUCUGGGAAAGAGCACCAUGUACAUGCGGGCCAUCGAAAACGCCCUGCCCGCAGACGUUUUCCAGUGUGAACUCCCGUUCCUCGACCACCUGUCGAAACUCAUACCGAAAUCGCUCCUCCAGACAUUCACCCGCCGCCUCGAGCAGGUGAGAGCCGGCGGGAGAGACGGCGUAGAGACGCUGAGGCGGCAGCAGGACAAGACCCGCAGCCUGUUCAAGGAGAUGGUCGCCGAGUGCGAGAAGGACGGGCGGCCGUGGCUAACGGACGACGCCGUGACGAUGGAGGGCGCGGGCAUGAUGGUCGCGGGAACCGACACGACGGCGGCCGUUCUGACGUACCUGAUCUGGUCCGUACUGCAGCAAGAGGGGCUACAAAAGCGUCUCGAGGAAGAGGUCGCUCAGCUUGGCGACGACUUUGACGACAGGAGGCUCGAGACGUGUAGCAUCCUCGGGGCCGUCAUUGAAGAGACCCUGAGGAUGUACCCAGCGGUCCCCUCAUCUCUGCCUCGAAUCGUCCCGGACGAGGGCAUAACGCUGGGUGCUUACUUCAUCCCGGGCAAGACAGUCGUGUACAGUCCGGCUUACACACUUCAACGCAACUCGGACAUCUUUGCAGAACCGCACAAGUUUGACGCAGACCGCUACCUUCCUCCGGUCAAGGUUUCGCUGGAGCAAAGACAGUCGUUCAUCCCUCUCGGAGCCGGGGCGAGGGUCUGCAUCGGACAGCAUCUGGCCAUGAUGGAGCUGCGACUUGCCACGGCCGUGUUUUUCAAGCGCUGCCGCGGUGCGAGGCUGAGUGACGGCAUGCCGCAGGACAGCAUGGACAUGGUGGACUACGUGCUCCUCUCGCCCAAGAGGAAGAGGUGCGAUGUAGUUCUGAUCUGA